AUGUCCCUGUUUGAGGAAUUUGGGAACAGUACGACGGUAUACAAUCCAACCUAUUUGUUGUGGCAAAUCAAUUCAUCCCCGACCUACAUAAAUCAAUCGACUGUAAUCAACCCCAGAUUAAAUCCCUAUGUCAAGAUAUUCAUCUCAACCGUUCCCGCACUCGGUAUUCUUCUCAAUCUGUUCACCGGUAUUGUACUCACUCAUGUGAAUGUCAAUUCUCAACUGUCCAGAAUGAUCCUAUACUAUGAGACAAUUUUUGACGGAUUAGUCUGUAUCAUCACCCUGGUAGCAAUUCUUGUAUUUCACGUGCCUAGCAGCACGAAUGCGUUUAUUUGUAUCGGCAUGCAUGGCGGAUUGCUUAUUCGAUUUGCACGACUUUUGGACGUGUGUAAUAUGAUCACCAUGACAUUGGAUCGGUUCUGGGCAAUUGUCUAUCCGAGCACGUAUCGGAAAAAUAUGCAAAAGUAUAUGAUAUUCUGCGGUAUAUUUCCUUAUGUGUAUGCUUCACUGGCCUGUCUGCCCGUACUCUAUCGUGUUCGAUUUCAAAAUCACUCGUGCAUACUCGUGCAAGGGGAUAUUUAUAGUUAUUUGCUUGAAAUAAUUCAAAUUCUUGUGCGCUAUGUCGGUCCGAUCGGUCUCAUUGUUGUGCUCAGUGUGUUGAUUGUACGGGAAUUGCGAGUAGCACAUCAUCGCCACGAGCUGAUUAACCGAAUGGGUCAUUGUGUCCGUGUGGGAGAACACGUGACCAGAACUGUUUCCAUUGGUCAAUUGUCCAAUUGUUGUGUCCUCUCACUCGAGAAAGCUCUCCUACUCAGUUCGUUUCUAUUCACUGUCGAACUGACGGCAACCGAGAUCAUCUCGAUUGUUCUUUUCAUUUUUGAUAGUUCCACUAUAAUCAGUCAAGCCUAUCUGAUUCGGUUCCAGUUGAGUUAUCGAGUAUUUUUAGGCUUCUGUGCUGCCCUCAAUCCCCUGUUGAUCAUUCUACCAUUGAAGACCGUACGUGACACUAUUCGGAAUCUGGGUAGCCGAAUCCAAAGACUGUGUAUCUGUGUGCAAUGUUGUGAUGUUCAUCCCUCAGAUCCGAUAGUCGACAUUCCGUCCACCAGUUCACAAUAA
This is a messenger RNA of Echinostoma caproni, 1116 nucleotides long. The record is from the annotation of a GenBank genome assembly. Lineage: Eukaryota; Metazoa; Platyhelminthes; Trematoda; Plagiorchiida; Echinostomatidae.